UUUUUGAUGGAGCUUCACUAUCUUCGCUCAUGUUUGGACAACGAACAAAUUCAUCGUCGUAAAGUGACUUAAGUGCGGUCUGACUGAUUCCAGUCACUCGCGCGAGUUCGUGAGGUUUUGCUGCCCAGUUGUCGGACUCCUGUUCCUCGCGUUCGCAGCUGGUUUACUAUUCGAUUGUUUCGCGUCGUCGUCGAUCGCAACGGUAGUGAGCUGCGUCGCGACGAAAAGUUGGCGUCAAUUCAAAAAUCGCCACCACAUUCGAAUGGCGGGGCGUUUCGCGACCAGACGCGAUAGGGGUGUAUUUUCUACUACGGUCCGUCGUUUAGAGAGCCCGUUGCGGCGCUAGCGGGUCCCGAAAAUCGGCAAAAGUAUCGCGAAAGUACAUGUGCUCGCCCGCGAUUGAGCAAGGAUUUGCACACAACUCACGUGUUUACAUGUCAGGGAUUUGUUGUUAUGUUCUUGUUCAUGUUUAUGCGAUUUUUCUCGUAAACGAAUAGCGCACGGCCGAUUCAUGGACCGCAGUGUGUUCUUUCUUGUUAUUGUUGUGUCUCCUCGAUACAAGUAACAAACAAAAAUACCCCCCGUCGAGUGGCAUGUAAUUUUUCUUGCAAACAAGGACGACUGUUUUCGGAAGUCCAGUGGUGGUAAGUGCCAUGGAUUCUCGACUCGGUCUAGAUUUCAUUGUCGAAAAUCCGGAGUACAUCGGAAAACUCGCAGCUGCCUUAGAUUCCGGCAAUGUCACUGUUAAAAAACAAGUAAUCGAACUACUUUCAGCUCUUUGUGUCCAUAAUCAAGAAGGACACGCUAGGGCUUUGGAUACUUUGGACUACUGCCGAAAAUCUAAAGGCGAAAGGUACCGUUUCAGUUUUAUCGUGAAAGAAUUAGACCGAACAACAGCUGUAGAUUACCAGACAGCUCUGGUCGCUUUUAUCAACUGCCUUAUCAUUUCCACUCCGAGGGUUGUUGACAGAACCAGGCUCAGGAACGAAUUCAUAGGAUGUCACUUACUUCCGGUGCUAGGCCACUUACGAAAAUGUGCUGAGGCCGAACCAGAGUUGGCGGUACAAUUAGAUGUUUUUGAUGAGCAACGAGAAAGUGAUGAUGCAAAUUUACAAGGUCCCCAUGGGGUUGACCUUAGCUCACCCUUAGACGUGUUCUAUGCUAUUUUAAAACAGGUCGCCGAUACUCCGCAAGAAAUCCCAUUCCUAAGCAUUUUACAACAUUUAUUACGAAUAGAUCCGAAAGAAGCGAUAAGUGACAUCGUAUGGGAUACUGCAGAAAGAUUAGUACACAGAGCAACAUUGCUGGAGAACAGGGAAGACGCUUCGCGACUCCUCAGAGCUCCUAGUAUAGCAGCAAAACUCUUCUGCCCUUGUCAGCAUCGCUCAGAAGGAAAUCAAAGUAGAAGACAAUCACUAAAUACGAUGCCCCUAAGUCCACCCCCAGGGCCUCAUCCGCCCCCAAAUCUCACUCCGAGUCAACCGCCACCUCCACCACCGCCCCCAAAUAUACCACCCCCUCCCAGCGCACCACCUCCUGCUCCCAUGCCGCCACCGCCAAUGCAAAAAAUAAAUACCUCAGCAGCAUCAAAAGCUAAUGAAAACGAAAAGAUAGUAGAGAAAUUGCCUCAACAGGAAACUCCUCAACCAAAAAUUAAAAUGAAAACGAUCAAUUGGAAUAAAAUCCCUAGUCAUAAAGUAGUAGGUAAACAAAAUAUUUGGACACAGUUGGCUUACAAUCACCAACAUUCACCACUUCAUGAUAUGGAUUGGUCAGAAAUGGAAGGACUAUUUUGUCAACCAGGUCCACCGUCUUCGGCAAAUUCUUCUCCGAAAUUAGGAAAUCGUGAUGGUAGUUCUGACACUCUUGAAAGACGAAUGAGAAAAGACAACUCCGAAAUAACUCUUCUUGAUGGUAAAAGAAGUUUAAAUGUUAACAUUUUUCUAAAACAGUUCAGAAGCUCCAACGAGGAUAUUGUACAGCUCAUAAAGAAUGGAGAACAUGACGAUAUAGGGGCUGAAAAACUGAAAGGACUUCUUAAAAUUCUUCCAGAAGUUGACGAACUGGAUAUGCUGAAAUCUUUUACUGGAGAUUAUAAUAAACUGGGGAAUGCCGAAAAGUUCUUAAUGCAACUUACUAGUCUUUCCAAUUACAAGUUGCGCAUUGAAAGUAUGCUUCUCAAAGAGGAAUUUGCUUCGAACAUGAAUUAUUUGGAACCCAGCAUAAGGUCCAUGAAAGCCGCAGCGGAAGAUCUUAUGACAAACAAGCCAUUACAAGAAGUGCUCUAUAUGAUCCUCGUAGCGGGAAAUUUCUUAAAUUCGGGUGGAUAUGCAGGUGAUGCAGCUGGGGUAAAAUUGUCUUCGCUCCAGAAAAUAACAGACAUACGGGCCAAUAAACCAAAUAUGAAUUUGAUACAUUUUGUUGCAAUGCAAGCUGAGAAACGUAACAAGAAUUUAUUAUCUUUUACCGAUAACAUUGGCAUUUUGGAAGAGGCAGCUAAGAACACGGUAGAACAGCUCCAUAAUGAAAUAAAUGCUCUUGACAUCCGAAUAAAAAAAAUUACAAAACAAAUUGAAACGCCAACAACAGAACCUGAAAUACAGCUUCAAAUGAUAGAAUUUUUAGAGAUGGCAGAAAGGGAAGUUGCAAAUCUUCAACGGAACAUGUGCAAUCUUGAGAACGUACGACAAAAAUUAGCAGACUUCUUUUGCGAAGACGUCAACUCGUUCAAACUGGAAGAAUGCUUUCGAAUAUUCCACAAUUUUUAUACAAAAUUCAAACAAGCAGUCUUCGAAAAUGCAAGAAGAAAGGCCCAGGAAGAACAAGCAAACGCCAGAAGAAGACAACGAGAAGAACUGAUAGCCAACAAACGAAGACAAAUGGGCAAUUUGGUUGGAACUCCGGACUCGGAAGGAACGUUUGAUACUCAGAUAUACGAUCCCAGAAGCGGUUUCGCAAUUCGAAAGGGAUGGCGAGUUCCAAGCAACAGCAACUUAGCGUCCGAAGACGAACUGUCUAUAGCAGGUUCGCCACUGGUUACAAGGAGACGAUUAGGUUCAUUCAGUGGACAAAAUAACGGUGAUUCCACCCCAUCUGCCACUGGAAAGGACGAAAAAUCACCUGAUAUAACUCCAAAUGGUAGUUUAAGACGACGUAGAAGCAGAGUUCUUUCUGAAGAAGAUGAGGGCAACUUGAUGGAAUUCUUAAGAAGCUCGGGUCAAGAUAACAACCGCGAAAGAAAAUCAUGGGGCAGUUUAGAUCGAUCGUGGGCAAGAAGAGCGAGGGGAAGUGGUCCACGUAAAAGACCAAACCUUUUGGGGGCAGAUUUUUCGAAUGAAAGAGAACGUCCUUCGUCACCUUCUCCUUUGGCUGAAACAAAACCUGUUUUACCAAGUACUGAAGAGGGUACAAAACCGAAAGAAUGGCGACAAAAAAUCGAAUCAUGGCUACAAGCUAACGAAAACGACAACGAAGAAGCUCGAAAACAAAAUAGAAGAAUUACUAACAGAAGAUCGCUUGAAAUGGAUUCAGAAAGCGAACGAAGUAGUAAUUUGGAGACUCUACCAGAAGGAAAGCAAGUGUACACGGGAGGCCAAUCGAUCUAUCGUAGAGUAUAUCCAGAUUGGACACCUUCCAGUACCUUCGAGAAAACUGACGUUGUUGGUGCAAUAGAAACUGUUGAAGAUGCACAACCAACGAUGAAGGACAAAUCAGCGUGGCGUAAAUCCAAUCUUAACGUAGCUAACAGUAUGGAACCAACUAAGGAAGACAGGCAUCGUAUAGUUGUUCCUCGAAUAUCUCAGUCAGAACCUGAUCCAAAUACAGAAGAAGACAGCAGAAAGAGUUUAAUCAGUUCUUUAGGUGUUCGCCCUGCUUCUGAUAAGUUAACACUCUACAUACGUAAACCUAGCGAUCCUGCGGUAAUGCCUGAACCCAACACAAAUCUCAAUAAUAUUCCUCAUGCCAUAUCCAACUCCCAACAAAGUUUAGAAUCUCAAAGUACUAACAAAGUAGAUAUAGAUCAAGAUAACAUAGAAACUCCUCCAAUGACUAGGAAAAUUUUCACACCGACACCUGUUGACAAAAGGGAACCUCAAGCCCAAUCUCCAUGCAGGAGGUUUCUGGUACGCUCAUCAAAAGAAUCCUUGGGUAGUCCUGAAGAGCCGGAGAACAAUACUUCAUUGGGUGAUGGUCAGUUUGAUCGAUUUUCUGCAACGAGGCGCACUAGAAGAUACAAAAGAAAUCCAGAAAAUAACGAAGCAGCUUCCCCAGAACUAAUGGCUGAAACUGAGAUAUUGAAAACCAAUGCCAUGCAAGCUGAAACAUCAACUCUACUUAUAGAACCUGAGUUAGAUAGAGAAUCGAGACUAAAAGCUUGGCAGGACCGACUCAAAACCCAAAGUGAAAAUCAAUCUGAGACCAAACAUGCUUCUAAUAAGCGUAACAGAAAUCAGACACUAAUUAACGAGAAAGACGUACUCCUAGCGUUAAAAUCAAAAGGAAGCGACGAAAACGUUAAAGAAAGUGACAAAAAUCGUAGCUUUAAACUUAAAUCGGACGCUUUAUCGUCGAGCAAGAUAGAUAUUCCUAUAAGAAAGUGUAAAGAACACGACCACGAUGAAGGUUUUGAAGAAUCUCAAAGUCUAAUGUCCGAAUCUCCAAGUCAAGGUGCCUCAUCUGGUGGUGGUAAUUACGAACCAGAUAUCGUUGAUUCUUCGAGGAUAAUAAUCUCAGAAUAUAAUCCAACUCCAAUCCGUCCAGUACCUCAGACACCCUCCACAACUUCUCCGUCUCACGCUAAAACCUCCAAAAGACCCGUAACAAUUUCUGGAAAAACCACAACGAAUCCUAGGACGUCAUUGUCUUCAUCGUCAUCAUCAACCCAAAAUCCACCUCGUAAUUUCCAAAGGUCGAACUCUGUAAGGCAUACAAUUAACGAAACAUCAAAAAAGAGCGUGAUCCCAAGAAGAUCUGGAAGCGUAAGAAAAAUCGAAUCUAAAGACAAUAGCACCAAAAAGAAUAUAGAACGAUCGACUUCCAAAAAUAGUUUAGUUAGUUCAAGAAGUUCAUUGAACAGUGCUGCGUCUACAAAUACAGUUAAAAGGAUGCCUCUUAAGCCAAGCAAUAACAAUAGUGGUAAUGGUACAAUCAAUAAAGCAGCUUCCAGAAUGGUGAACGGAAUUAAACCAGGAAGCAGUGGUAAACAAAGUUCUGGAUCUGUUACAAGGCCACCAAAGGCUCAGCUGUCGUCUUUUAUGAAACCAACAGCGUCUAGUACUACAAAAUCAACAAAUCAGUCAUCAAAAACGCCUGGACGAUUAUUCCCUAGGUUUAAAAAUUAACAAAAAUAUUGUGUUAGUAUCGAUAUACUGUUUUAAUUCAUUUUAGUGUUUUCUCAUUUCAAUAUUUUUUGAUCAGUCAUUCUAAACGAUAGAUAAAUGUAUUCCUUUCCUUAUUAGUGGAAAGACAUAUUAAUACGUAAAACAUUUAAAAUCAUAGCAUAUUUAAGAUAGGUGCAAUAAUUUUUUUGCUAUAAUUUUAAGUAAACCCGUAUGACAUAUCUUAAAAUAUCGUAAAUAGCUCGAUUUUUUAUUACUUGUAAUAAUUUCUAUCACCUUUUGGGUAAGUAAUUCCAAAGUAUUACCACAUUUUCUCAUUGGUGCUCAGGAAGGUAUAAAGGUCAAAUAAAACCAAAAGUGUCCUCUUAUAGAAUAAAUAGAAGCUGAUACGCCAUCAGUUAAAGUCGUCAUUAGACGUUAUUACCAAAUUUCUACUUACAAUUAGUUUAAUACAGACUGUCAGUUGGGGGUGCAGAUAAUAAAACAAAUAUAUAUCAGUUUGCACCA
Molecule: messenger RNA, 5846 nt
Organism: Agrilus planipennis (emerald ash borer)
Lineage: Eukaryota; Metazoa; Arthropoda; Insecta; Coleoptera; Buprestidae
Product: formin-J
Exons: 22
Coding region: 654-5342 (1562 amino acids)
Biological process (GO): cellular component organization
Molecular function (GO): actin binding
Source: RefSeq, a predicted model, not a curated record